This is a messenger RNA of Panthera uncia (snow leopard), 1610 nucleotides long. It is a transcript of the gene THAP3, whose product is annotated as THAP domain containing 3. The transcript is spliced from 5 exons. The record is from RefSeq and is a predicted model, not a curated record. NCBI's taxonomy places the organism in Eukaryota, Metazoa, Chordata, Mammalia, Carnivora, Felidae. Bases 48 to 737 code for a protein of 229 amino acids.
CCGACGCCGCCAUCUUUGUUAGGGGCACCUGGGUCUGGUGUUUGGCGAUGCCGAAGUCGUGCGCGGCCCGGCAGUGCUGCAACCGCUACAGCAGCCGCAGGAAGCAGCUCACCUUCCACCGGUUCCCGUUCAGCCGCCCGGAGCUGUUGAAGGAAUGGGUGCUGAACAUUGGCCGGGGCAACUUCAAGCCCAAGCAGCACACGGUCAUCUGCUCCGAGCACUUCCGACCUGAGUGCUUCAGCGCCUUUGGAAACCGCAAAAACCUGAAGCAGAAUGCCGUGCCCACGGUGUUUGCCUUUCAGGACGCCGCGCAGCUGGUGAGGGAGAACACGGACCCGGCCGGUGGGGGUGCAGAUGCGGACCCGGAGAAGGAGGAGGUGGUCUCCGAGGCGGGGCCCGCGGAGUGUGGCCUGGGGAGGAAGACGGACGCCGCCCUCGAAGCGCUGCCCCCGCACGCUGGCGGCCCCGUAGAACAGGUCUCGCCGCAGAGACCGCAGGGAAGCCAGGCGCCUGGUCAGCCGGCCAGCCCCGCACAGCCGUCCGAUCACAGCUACGCCCUUUUGGACUUAGAUGCCCUAAAAAAAAAACUCUUCCUGACCCUGAAGGAAAACGAGAAGCUCCGAAAACGCUUGAAGGCUCAGAGGCUGGUGAUACAGAGGAUGUCCAGCCGCCUCCGCGCCCACAGAGCGGGCCAGCCGGGACUCCGGGCCAGGCCGCCGCCAGAGCAGCAGAGCUGAGCCGCACGGCCAGGCUUUCCUGUCGGAGCCUCUCUGGGGGGUGGGACGGUGGCUGUGGGGCGCUGGCCGCGGACCUUUCAGUCCUGCCGCUGACAGGCAAAGGGACAGUGAGGCGUGCCGGGUCAAGCCCGUGGUGAGGAGCCCGGGCCACCUCAGGGGAAGUUUAGUGGCAUCAGCCCAGGACAGGGCGGGACCGUGACCAAGAGGAGCUCGGUGCUCCCGGAGGUGACAGCUGUCCUUUCGACAAAAGCUUGGGUGGGGGUCUUCAGAGCCACUGCACGGGGCGCCCCCGCUGGGGAGGAAGUGCACUUCCUGGCGGGGCAGCUGGGCCCAGGCCCUCGGUCACCUGGAGGACGGCGGCUCCGAGUGGCCGGGACCCGCCUCCGAGAUCAGGCGUGCCUCCUUCCUCCCUUGCCCGGCCCGGUCUGAGCGAACGACAUAAUAAAGUGUCUUCCUACGCCACCGGUCUUCCUUCUUUACUUGAAAACCAGUGUAGGAGUUCUGUUUCCCGAGAGCCUAGGUUACACCAGUUUGCUUUCACAGUCGACCUGCAUCAGUACCUGCUUUCGCUAACCUAAAGAGGUCGGAGGAGGAUUUCCACUCUCGCGAGAAAAGGCGAAAAGCAGAACUAGCGACCGCUGUUGGUUCUGCACCGGGCACUGCCGGGCCCCUUCCCCGGGAGCGAAGCUCGGCUUCGAGCUGCCGAGCACCCGGCUGUCUGCGAGCCUCUGUGCUUCAGCUCGAUUUUAUGUGUCCGUUAGUAAGAUGUGGCCUAAAGUAUCUGAAAAACCUGGGAUGGUUUUUUUGGACCUGGGAAUGCUCAGAACGUUUCCUACAAACGAACAGUAAUUGCCUCUUCGCUUUAUGCCAUUG